AUGCGUGGUUUCUUUGUCUCUGCUUUCUACUUCUGCAUUCAAUGGAAUCUUGAUUUGUGCGAUAAACUUUUAGUCGUCAUCAACCCUUUUCCAAAUGUAUCUUGCAAAACUCAUUUUUCGUUCUUCGCCUUUCCUAUUUAUAUUCUUUUAUUUUUGUCUUUUUUCCCUCAACUAAUCAAGAAAAGACAUCGAUACGACAUUCAACGUCAAUUCCUGUCCUUAAUCAAUCUUUCUUUCUUUCUUUCGUUCUUUCUUUUUUGUCAUCUAUCUUAUUCCUUCUUUCUUUCUUUUUUCUUAGUUAUCUAUCUAUCUAUCUAUCUAUCUAUCUAUCUAUCUAUCUAUCUAUCUAUCUAUCUCAUUCAAUCUUUCUUUCUUUUUUUCUUUCUUUGUCAUCUAUCUAUCUAUCUAUCUAUCGAUCGAUCUCAGUCAACCUUUCUUAAUUUUUUUCAUCUAUCUAUCUAUCUAUCUAUCUAUCUAUCUAUCUAUCUAUCUAUCUAUUCUAUCUAUCUAUCUAUCUCAAUGUUUCUUUAUUUCUUUCUUUCUUUUUUAUUUGUUCUAUCUAUCUAUCUAUCUAUCUAUCUAUCUAUCUAUCUCAAACUUUCUUUCUUUCUUUGUCAUCUAUCUAUCUAUCUAUCUAUCUAUCUAUCUAUCUAUCUAUCGAUCUCAGUCAACCUUUCUUUCUUUCUUUCUUUCUUUCUUUCUUUCUUUUUGUCAUCUAUCUCUCUCUCUCUCUAUCUAUCUAUCUAUCUAUCUCAAUGUUUCUUUCUUUAUUUCUUUAUUUGUUCUAUCUAUCUAUCGAUCGAUCGAUCUCAGUCAACCUUUCUUUCUUUCUUUCUUUCUUUUUUGUCAUCUAUCUCUCUCUCUCUCUCUCUCUCUAUCUAUCUAUCUAUCUAUCUAUCUAUCUCAAUGUUUCUUUCUUUAUUUCUUUAUUUGAUCUAUCUAUCUAUCUAUCUAUCUAUCUAUCUAUCUAUCUAUCUAUCUAUCUAUCUAUUUCAACCUUUGAGACUAGUUUUACCGCCAUCUAUCUAUCUAUCUAUCUAUCUAUCUAUCUAUCUAUCUAUCUAUCUAUCUAUCUAUCUCAGUCUCUUCAUAUCUAUCUAUCUAUCUAUCUAUCUAUCUAUCUAUCUAUCUAUCUAUCAACUGUUUUUAUAUGCUCAGUCUGUUCAUAUCUAUCUAUCUAUCUAUCUAUCUAUCUAUCUAUCUAUCUAUCUAUCUAUCUAUCUAUCUCAGUCUUUUACUCUCUAUAUAUCUAUUUUAUUCAUACCUAUCACUCUUUCUAUCUCAUUCUUUCUUUCUUUCUUUCUUUCUAUUUUUCUUUCUUUCUAUAAAGCUAUCUAUCUCAGUCUGUUAAUUCCUAUCUAUCUAUCUAUCUAUCUAUCUAUCUAUCUAUCUAUCUAUCUAUCUAUCUAUCUAUCUCAGACAUUUCAGUAUCUAUCUAUCUAUCUAUCUAUCUAUCUAUCUAUCUAUCUAUCUAUCUAUCUCACUAUCGAUCUAUCUCGGACUUUGCACUAUCUAUCUAUCUAUCUAUCUAUCUAUCUAUCUAUCUAUCUAUCUAUCUAUCUAUCUCAGUUUGUUAAUUCCUAUUAUAUUAUCUAUCUAUCUAUCUAUCUAUCUAUCUAUCUAUCUAUCUCAGACUCACCAGUAUCUAUCUAUCUAUCUAUCUAUCUAUCUAUCUAUCUAUCUAUCUAUCUAUCUAUCUAUCUAUCUAUCUAUCUAUCUCAGACUCACCAGUAUCUAUCUAUCUAUCUAUCUAUCUAUCUAUCUAUCUAUCCCAGACUCACCAGUAUCUAUCUAUCUAUCUAUCUAUCUAUCUAUCUAUCUAUCUAUCUAUCUAUCUCAGACUCACCAGUAUCUAUCUAUCUAUCUAUCAAUCUAUCUAUCUAUCUAUCUAUCUAUCUAUCUAUCUAUCUAUCUAUCUAUCCCCGACUCACCAGUAUCUAUCUAUCUAUCUAUCUAUCUAUCUAUCUAUCUAUCUAUCUAUCAAUCUAUCUAUCUAUCUAUCUAUCUAUCUAUCUAUCUAUCUAUGUGAAAAUUAGUAUAAAUCUUUCUCUCUUUAACUCUAUCCGUUGCUAUCGAACUCGUCGAUUAUCUAUCUAUCUAUCUAUCUAUCUAUCUAUCUAUCUAUCUAUCUAUCUAUCUAUCUCUUUCGGUUUAUUCAUAUUUAUCUAUCUAUCUAUCUAUUAUUUCUGUUCAUACUUAUCUAUAUAUCUAUUUCACUAUGUUCAUAUCUAUCUAUCUAUCUAUCUAUCUAUCUAUCUAUCUAUCUAUCUAUCUAUCUCCUCUUCUUUCUAUUCAUCUAUAUCUAUCUCUAUCUCUCUCGGUAUAUUCAUAUCUAUCUAUCUAUCUAUCUAUCUAAGAUGCCAAUUUCUCUCUCUAUCUCUCUGUGUCCCUGUUUCAUUUUAUCUAUCUAUCUAUCUAUCUAUCUAUCUAUCUAUCUCAGUCUGUUCACAUCUCUAUCUAUCUAUCUAUCUAUCUAUCUAUCUGAUUGCCUAUCUCGGGGUUUUAAUAUUACUUUCUCUCCUCACACCAUUACCCUCUCUCUCGCUUUGUUUUAAUCUAUCUAUCUAUCUAUCUAUCUAUCUAUCUAUCUAUCUAUCUAUCUAUCUAUCUAUCUAA
This is a messenger RNA of Acanthosepion pharaonis, 2616 nucleotides long. Lineage: Eukaryota; Metazoa; Mollusca; Cephalopoda; Sepiida; Sepiidae. The record is from the annotation of a GenBank genome assembly.